AUGGGUGGAGUAACUAAGAAAAAGGAAUAGUGACAUAAAAGAAUACUGAUAUAUAAGAGCGAAAUUUUUUUUACACUUUUUUAAAAUUGUGAAAUCCAAACUAAUUUUCCAAACAUGCAUUCUCUCGCAAAAAAUAGUUUUUUAAUGAAAAAAAGCUUUUCUAAAUAUGGUAUGUUGAAUCACUUUGCAAUAUAAAUGUAAAAAACAAGAAAAAAUACGAGAUUCGUAAACGAUUUUUAAUUAUUUAGAUAAAAUACAAAGUUUAAAAUAAAAAUUACUUAAUCAUUUUUAUAUUAAUUGAUUUUUUAUGACUACUAGUGUAUUAUACAAUAUAAUGACGUUUUGUUAACAAAUAUCUAAUCAAUAAAUUUAUUUAAAAUCCUUAGUAUUAAAUUUCUUUAUACUAAUACUUUUGUACUAAUGCUUAUUAUUAUACAUAUACAUAUUUAUUUAUUAAUUAAUAUAUACAAUAUAAUAUGGAUAUAAUUAGUUUUAAAUCUAAAAUAUUACUCCAGGUUCUUGUAUUUACUUUAGGUUCUGCAAUAAAUAAUUUAAGAUCAAACAAGUUUUAUGCAACUAAAAGCAAUCAUGCUAAAAAUAUUGUAUAUAUUGAUGGUGUAAGAACACCAUUUUUGCAAUCCGGAACAAGUUAUAAGAACUUGAUGGCAUACGAUUUAGCUAGACAGUCAUUAGUGGCCUUGCAGAAUAAAAUUAAAUUUCCUAAAGAAAUUAUUGAAUACAUUAUUUAUGGAACGGUAAUGCAAGAAGUAAGAACCUCAAAUAUUGCUAGGGAAGCAGCUUUAGCAGCAGGAUACAGUGAUCGUACUCCUGCACAUACUGUAACUAUGGCAUGCAUCAGUAGUAAUCAAGCUCUUACAACUGGUAUGGGUUUGAUUGCAUGUGGUGUGUAUGAGGCAAUCAUUGCAGGUGGAGUGGAAUUCAUGUCAGAUAUACCAAUUAGACAUAGUAGACGCAUGAGAUCAUUGAUGUUACAAGCUAAUAAGGCAAAAACAGUUGGGCAAAAAUUACAACUCCUUGCUAGCAUUAGACCAUCACAUUUUAUACCAGAUUUACCUGCAGUAGCAGAAUUUUCUAGUAAUGAAACAAUGGGACAUAGCGGUGAUAGAUUAGCAGCUGCAUUUGGAAUUUCAAGAGAAGAACAAGAUGAAUAUGCUUUACGUUCACAUACUUUAGCUGCUAAAGCACAACAACAGGGACAUCUUACAGAUGUAGUUCCUUAUAAAGUUCCAAAUGAAAAUAGAGUAGUAGAUAAAGACAAUGGAAUUCGUGUUUCAACACCUGAACAAUUAGCAAAAUUAAAACCAGCAUUUGUUAAACCAUAUGGAGGAGUUACCGCUGCUAAUUCAUCUUUUUUAACUGAUGGAGCAUCAGCGGCUUUGAUAAUGACAGAAGAAAAAGCUCUUCAAUUUGGUCUUACUCCAAAAGCAUAUUUAAGAAAUUUCAUUUAUGUUUCCCAAGAUCCUGUUGAUCAGUUACUCUUAGGUCCAACCUACGCUAUACCACAGGUAUUGCAAAAAGCAAAAUUGAGUAUUAAGGAUAUUGGAGUAUGGGAAAUACAUGAAGCUUUUGCUGGACAAAUUUUAGCUAAUUUAAAAGCAUUAGAUUCUGAUUGGUUUGCACAAAAUUAUUUAGGAAGAUCUUCAAAAGUAGGAAUACCAGAUCUUAAUAAGUGGAAUGCAUGGGGUGGAUCUUUGUCAAUUGGUCAUCCAUUUGCAGCAACUGGUGUUCGAUUAGCUACACAUACCGCGAAUCGACUAAUUAAAGAAAAUCAACAAUUUGGAUUAAUUGCAGCUUGUGCAGCUGGAGGACAGGUAGUAUAUAAUAUAAAAAAAUAUCCUAUAUUUAUAUUAAAUAAAUUUAUUUUAAUUACAGGGUGUUGGUAUGAUCAUGGAAAGAUAUCCUGGUGCUAAUAUUUAA
This is a messenger RNA of Heterotrigona itama, 1938 nucleotides long. Lineage: Eukaryota; Metazoa; Arthropoda; Insecta; Hymenoptera; Apidae. The record is from the annotation of a GenBank genome assembly.